Acanthoscelides obtectus is the source of this 570-nucleotide messenger RNA. The record is from the annotation of a GenBank genome assembly. Lineage: Eukaryota; Metazoa; Arthropoda; Insecta; Coleoptera; Chrysomelidae.
AUGUACUUUGGAUGUGUGUGCUUCCUUAACGUGUCGCUGAACUCGAAUUUACUCAUCGAAGUAGCUAUUCAAGUAGAUAUUUUGAGACAGAAGACGAUAACCUCUGAAGGUAAUGUCUUUUCGUCAUGGAAGGUGGAUUCCCAAAUGAUGCUGUCCUCAGCAAAGUGCAAAUUGCAUACUCGGGUGUUUUUUGUAACCACUAAAUCACUACGAGGGAUUGCAUUGUGCCAUCUUUUACGACAGUUUUCAUUCAACGGAAACGAAAAUACCAUGGCAAGAAGAGUCCAACAUCUCCAACAUAUUGCGCUAAUGGCAUAUUUCGGCUGUGAAAUACUUAUACUGUGUACAGGGCUAUUUCGGCUAACAGCAGGUAUUUCUGUUGCUGAUCUAGGAUUUAUGUUACCACUAGUAGCUGCAAUGGCUCAGAUGCUGUAUAUCAACUGCUUGUAUGGAAGUGAAAUAAUAUACAGGUGACCACAUAGCGUACUCAAUAUUCAGCACCAACUGGGUAGGGGUAGAUUUACGUUUACAGAAGAUAAUCCUCAUAUUUAUGAUGUUCGCCAAAUAUCC